AUGACAACUCCUCAGAUCAAUUCGACUUUCCACGUCCACAGCGGACAGAGCCACCUCAAGUGGUCCAAAGCCAUUAUACCAGUGUUAACUGUGGACUCACACGACAUUGUAACCUUUGACACUAUUGAUGGGAGCAAUGGGCAGAUCACAACCGUUUCGACCAUCGAAGACGUACUCAAAUUCAAGGCUGAGCUAGCAGAUCCCCUCUUUGGGCCCGUCUACGUUCGUGGCGCGGAACCGGGCGACACUCUCGAAGUCGAAGUGUUGGAGCUCAAAACCGCCGAAUGGGGCUGGACUGCCAUCAUGCCUGGAUUUGGCCUCCUGACCAAGGAUUUUCCAGAGGCUCAGCUAAAGAUCUGGCAACUCGAUCCCCAGGGUUCAUAUGCGACAUUCAAGGACGGUAUCCGAAUUCCAACCCACCCAUUUCUUGGAGUUAUGGGAGUAGCUCCGGCGGAAGGCGAGUUUCCUACGAUACCACCGCUUGACACAGGAGGGAACAUUGACACCCGUCACAUUGUCGCUGGGACGAAGCUCUUUCUACCCGUGAAAGCUCCCGGCGCAUUGUUCAGCUGCGGAGACGGUCAUGCUGCUCAGGGUGAUGGAGAAGUGUGCGGGACAGCCAUUGAGACUCCCAUGCAGGUGAAGCUACGACUCACAGUUAGGAAGGAUAUGAGUUGGGUUACUUCUCCCAAUUACACUGCCCCUUCAUCAACACUCACUCUGGCUAAAGAUGGGGGAUAUUAUGCCGUCCUCGGCAUUGACUCGGAUCUGUUGGAAGCUACCCGCAAGGCCGUGCGCGGUAUUAUCGAGUACAUGGUGCAAACAAGGGACUUAACGCGGAUCGAGGCAUAUAUGCUAGCCAGUGUCUCUAUGAGCCUCAGAGUUUCGGAAGUGGUUAAUGUUCCCAACUACGCUGUUUCAGCCAGCGUUCCGCUUCACAUCUUUAUGAAUACUUGUUAG
Molecule: messenger RNA, 960 nt
Organism: Trichoderma reesei QM6a
Lineage: Eukaryota; Fungi; Ascomycota; Sordariomycetes; Hypocreales; Hypocreaceae
Exons: 1
Coding region: 1-960 (319 amino acids)
Molecular function (GO): hydrolase activity, acting on carbon-nitrogen (but not peptide) bonds, in linear amides
Source: RefSeq, a predicted model, not a curated record